Messenger RNA from Musca vetustissima, 2034 nucleotides. RefSeq names its product sodium-dependent proline transporter-like. Gene Ontology annotation, biological process: sodium ion transmembrane transport. The record is from RefSeq and is a predicted model, not a curated record. Lineage: Eukaryota; Metazoa; Arthropoda; Insecta; Diptera; Muscidae. The coding region runs from base 1 to 2034 and encodes 677 amino acids. Gene Ontology annotation, cellular component: membrane. The transcript has 10 exons.
AUGAAAUCGUUCUAUACUGAAGCCAAAAAUCAAUUAAGCAACUGUACUCGUAUCAUAUCGGAUACGACAUCACCAUCCCCAACCGCAGCAACACCACCCGCCACCACGAACUAUAAUCACAAAUAUGAACUUGAACGUGACUAUGACACAGAUGUCACUGCAACAGAGGUAGCUAUGGUGGUGACCGAUGGUGACUGUGGUCGUCACGAUGAAGAUGAUGAUUCCUUUCCACCCGGCAUCCCGCCGCCUACGCUGGGUCUAAAUAAUAAUUUCAUUACAUCGACCACGGCAACGGCGUACGACACAUUACAGCGACCCUUCAAGUAUGACAAAUUGCGAGGUCGCUGGUCGACGGCAGCUGAUUUUUAUUUCUCCUGCACCAGCCAUGCAUUCGGUUCCAUUGUCUUUUCGGAAUUGGCGCUGUAUGUUUCAAUGUUUGCGGGAGCGUAUGCAUUAUUGCCAUAUCUGUUGGGUGUUCUACUGUAUGCCAUUCCCAUAUUUGGUAUACAAACAUUUCUGGGACAAUUUUCAUCGUCGGGCACAAUAUCUGUGUUUCGUGUAGCACCGCUAUUCAAAGGCAUUGGUUAUUCCAUUUUACUGCACAAUUUCGUUUCACUAUCAUAUUAUGCGGUCAUUGCUGCGCUACCUUUAGUCUAUGCCGUCAAUUCUCUACAAACUGUGAUACCAUGGAUGAGUUGUAAUAACUCGUGGAAUACGCCAAAUUGUUCAACACAUAGCACGUACGAUGACUAUGAUGAAGAUGAAAUUUUUCCACAUUCCUCGGAAGAAUUCUUUCGCUACAUCAUACGUUCCGAUGACAGCUCCAAUAAUCCUCUUGCGAUCUCAUGGCCUAUUUUGGGCAGUGUCUUUAUAGUAUGGCUACUAACAUUAGCGAUAAGCCUUAAAGGUGUAUCAUUUAUAGGAAAAUUCUUGCGUUGCGUAUGCCUCCUACUAAUUACUCUCUUCGCUGCCAUUUUUGUACAUUUGCUGAUGUAUGUUCAUAUCUCGUGGCAUACAUUGAUCGACUAUAUGGAACCUACACUGCCCGAUAGUCAUUUAGCGAUAAUGGCUGGCAUUAAAGCGGCGGUAUUAAUGCCAAUAUGGUUAUUGGGUCCUGGAUGUGGUAGCGUACUUACAUUGGCUAGUCAUAAUCGUUUUCGUCAAGAUUCGGAAAAACAAACCUAUUGGGUAGCUUUAACAUUUGUGCUCAUUACACAAAUGGGUACACUGUGUACUCGAAUAGCAAUGGAUCAUUUUGAAGAUCACGUAGCUCUCCUGCAUGUCCAUGUCAACGAAGAACACAAUUUGAGAUUUGUUUACAUUUGCUUUGCUUAUUUAUUUGGCAGCUUUAGUAGUUUACCCAACUUUUGGGCAUUUUUAUUUUUCCUCAUGCUCUUUUUAGCAGAGCUAUCAGCUGUUAUCGUACAAAUGAUGACCGUUUUAAGAGCUUUAUUCGAUGAAUUCGAAAAUUUGCGCAGAAAAACAACAAUACUACCAAUUGGACUGUGUGCAGCGAUGUUACUGAUAUCCGUAUAUUUCUGUACAAAGCAAGGAUUUCAACAGUUGCAUAUCUUGCCCGACAUUGUGACAGUGACCCAUUUAACCAUUUCCAUACUACUGCUGUUCGUCAGUACAUGGGUCUAUGGCAGAGAACGAUUCCAGUGUGAUUUACAAUUUAUGCUUGGCAAAACCAUUUCCAAUUUUAAAAUAUUUCUUUUGCGCUUUUUGACGCCCAUCUUUUUGGGUUUCUGCAUUGGCGAUGUCAUCUAUGCAACCUAUUCCUACAGCGAUGAUAGCAAUAAUCCGCCCUCUGUAUUGAUACUGAUAACACAGUGUAUGGUCUUUGCCGCCGUCCCCCUGUACAUGGUGUACAAAGUUAGUCGGACGACGGGCUCCUUGCGUCAACGUGUCAAGCAAUGUUUUGCGCCACAUGAUUGGCAUCCCGUCGAUGCGGACAAUCGUCGCUUCUACGAAGAAAUAAUGGGUACAUCCGAAAUGUUGGUCAUACUAAACAAUGAACAUGAGAAUUGUUGA